AGAAUUGAAAAGAGUAAGAUAUUUCACAUAUAUUUAAAUUCGAGUGUAGAAGAAUAAAAGCAACGACGACCUAGGAAAAAUAGAAGUUAAGGAAGGAGUCGCACAAAGAUUAUUACUAGUGAAGAAAAACAAUGGCUUGGGAUUUGCUCUUGUGGAUUCUUUCCUUCUUCAUCAGCUUAGCGCUCGUAGCUUCAGUCUUCUAUCAGGUUAUAUGUUUAACGGAUUUAGAAGCUGAUUACCUGAACCCUUUUGAAACAUCAUCCCGCAUCAACCGAUUGGUCCUACCUGAGUUUAUCCUCCAAGGAUUCCUCUGCAUUCUCUUCCUCCUCACAUGGCAUUGGUUCUUUUUCCUCGUCUCUCUCCCUGUAACUCUCUAUCACGCAAUGUUAUACAAUGAGCGACGACAUCUCAUCGAUGUCACUGAAGUGUUCCGUGGUAUUAACUUUGAAAAAAAGUUGCGGUUUACCAAGCUCGGUUUCUACAUCUUUCUCUUCAUCAUGGUUGUCUUUAGGCUCACUCUCUCGGCAGUCUAUAGCUUCACGGAGGACGAUGAUCUACUCCAUUUGUUUUGAUUCAUGCGCACGGCUUUAACCACUCUUUUUACUUUUUUUUUUUAUAGAAACUUGGUGACACUUGUUUUACAUCCCUGCUUAGAAUUUAGUCAAUUAGGAAUUUCCACCUCAUUAUUCAAUUUCUUGGGAGAUUACGGUCUUAUAUGAUGUAGCUUUAUAUAAUGUAUGAUUACCAAAUCAUUUCACAUUGAAAAUCUCACAAGUUUUCUGCACAGUAUAUAAUGUUUCAAGCUCA
Molecule: messenger RNA, 807 nt
Organism: Eutrema salsugineum
Lineage: Eukaryota; Viridiplantae; Streptophyta; Magnoliopsida; Brassicales; Brassicaceae
Product: protein cornichon homolog 1
Exons: 4
Coding region: 132-572 (146 amino acids)
Biological process (GO): vesicle-mediated transport
Source: RefSeq, a predicted model, not a curated record